Molecule: messenger RNA, 1476 nt
Organism: Polistes dominula (European paper wasp)
Lineage: Eukaryota; Metazoa; Arthropoda; Insecta; Hymenoptera; Vespidae
Product: WD repeat domain 74 lethal (2) k09848
Biological process (GO): ribosomal large subunit biogenesis
Cellular component (GO): nucleolus; preribosome, large subunit precursor
Molecular function (GO): protein binding
Source: RefSeq, a predicted model, not a curated record
AUUAUUUUUAAAAUACAUACAGUAGUAUUGUAUGUAUUGUAUAUUCAUUAAUAGUUAAAUAAUGAAUUAUAAAGAUGACUUUGACGUUUUUGUGGGUGGCAAAUCUGGAGUAUUUAAAGGAAUUAAAAUUGGACAGAAGGAAUGUGUGCAGAAAAAUUUAAAAAGUUUUGUAUCAAUUGGUUAUAAUGAUGAGAUUACAACAGCGAAUUGGGGUGAUGAUGAAGAACGAGAUAUACUUAUAGCUUAUGGUACAAAAGAAACAAGAAGUGUUAGUAUUUAUGAUACCGAAAACAUGUCAUUUAAAAGCACAUUCGUUUGCGAUGUUGGCAAAGGAAGUAUAAAUAGCAUAUCGAACUACAAUGGAUCAAUUUUGACUGCAGUUCAUUCUGGCGAGAUAAAAAUAUGGAAUUUUAAUGAUCAAGAUAAAGUAAUAUUAAAUGCCGGUGAUAAUUUACAUAGAAUGCGUCAUUCUAAUAUAAAUAAGAAAAUAAUAGCAACCGGUGGCAAAGAAAAUGGAUUAAAAUUAUUUGAUUUGGAGAAGCAAAAGCAAUUUUUUUAUGAGAAGAAUAUGCCUCAUGACUUCUUAAACCUGAGAGUACCUAUUUGGAUUUCAGACAUUGCUUUUCUUCACGACUCGCAUAGAGUAGUCACUGUUAGCAGAUUUGGACAUGUACGUUUGUAUGAUCCUGACGCGCAAAGGAGACCAGUUUUAAAUUUAGAAAUAAAAGAUGAACCCUUGACUGCUGUUACUGUACCUUAUAAAGAAAUGCAAGUCAUGGUAGGCUCAGGUAAAGGAAUGAUGAAACUUAUUGAUUUACGUAAACCUGGGAAGAUACUCCAUACUUAUAAGGGCCUGGUUGGUAGCAUAACUGGAUUAGCUUCUAGUAAAGCUGGACCGUACGUAGUCAGCACUUCUAUGGAUAGAUAUUUGAGAGUGCAUCAUAUCGACACAAGACAAAUGCUUAAAAAGGUUUAUCUGACUUCAAAAUUAACAUGUUUAGUAUUGAGAUCAGCAUUUUCUCCAGAAACACAGAUUGACAAUUCUAAUAAAGUUCAAAAUAAUAAUGGCAUUAAUAAUAAUGAUAACGAAGUUAUCGAUUUAGAUAAUAAAUCAGAAGAUUUAAAUGGCGAUGAAGAAUACGAUGCAUUGUUUAAUAAAAUGGAAGUUAUUACAUCUAAACAGAAUAAAACAACAAACUUGUGUUACAAAGGAAAGAAACGUACUAAAAGUGCUUCUUCCAUAAAUCAUCCAGUAAGUAAUUUUCUAUUAUUAUAUAUAGAAGGUAUUCAUGGUGUUGCUCACCCUCUAUAUGUAGUUUUAAUAUGCUUAUUAUUUAUACAAAUGUUUUUGAAAAUUCUUACAUAUUUAAUUUGUUAAUAUUUACUUUUAUAGAAGGAGUCGAAAAGCUUUAGGAUAGUGGAACCUCCAAAUACUAUUGUAAAAAGUAAAAAACUAAAGAAAAAAAUAAGUUAAUA